Miscanthus lutarioriparius is the source of this 1926-nucleotide messenger RNA. Lineage: Eukaryota; Viridiplantae; Streptophyta; Magnoliopsida; Poales; Poaceae. The record is from the annotation of a GenBank genome assembly.
AUGGCGCCGCAAACCACCGCAGCCGGCGGCGUCGAGGAGGAGGCCAGCACUCUCCGGCACCGCCACACCGCUGCCAAGAACGGCGGCGGCGGCGAGGAGGACGGGGUCGCCUCCCAGUCCCAGCCGCUGGCCGCCGAGGGGGAGGGGAACGCGGCGCUGUCGCAUCAUCGUGAUGAAGCUGGGACUCACACGGGGAUCAUCCCCUCGCUCAACGUCUCCGCGGGGCUCCUCGGCUUCUUCUUCGUCCGCCUCUGGACCGCCGCCAUCGAGAGGGUCGGCCUCCUCAAGCAGCCCUUCACGCGCCAGGAGAACACCGUCAUCCAGACCUGCCUCGUCGCCGCCUACGACAUCGCCUUCAGCGGUGGAUUUGGCACAUACUUGUUUGGCAUGAGCGAAACGAUCGCCAAGCAAGCAACAGAGGCUGACAAUCCUCAAAAUGUCAGAAAUCCUCACAUCGGAUGGAUGAUAGGGUUUCUCUUCCUUGCCAGUUUUAUUGGCCUAUUUGUUCUUGUGCCUCUAAGAAAGGUUAUGAUUGUUGACUACAAGCUUACAUAUCCUAGCGGCACAUCAACUGCUUAUCUCAUCAAUGGUUUCCACACGCCAGAGGGUGCCAAGCUUGCAAACUUCCUUUGGGGCUUUUUCCAGUGGUUCUACACUGGUGGAGAUAAUUGUGGAUUUCAGAACUUCCCUACAUUAGGCCUUCAAGCUUAUAAGAACAGGUUUUACUUCGAUUUCUCUCCUACCUAUGUUGGAGUUGGGAUGAUAUGCCCGCACAUUGUGAACGUGUCUGUUCUACUGGGAGGCAUACUUUCCUGGGGAAUAAUGUGGCCUCUCAUUCGCAACAAGAAGGGAGUUGGUACCCAGCCAGUCUCUCAGAAAGCAGUCUUCAUGGACUGCAAGGUUACAGGUGCUCAUUCGCACUACCACUGCGUUUAUAUCAAUGAUGAAGAAAACAGCACACUUCCGGUUUCAAACAAUGGCAGCCCCAUCACUGAAGCUGUUUCCUUUGAUGACGAACGCCGCACGGAGCUGUUCCUGAAAGAUCAGAUCCCCAGAUCAGUUGCCUAUGGAGGGUACGUGGCUGUCGCUGCCAUCUCAGUCGGCACUCUUCCUCAGGUCUUCCCGCAGCUCAAGUGGUACUACAUCCUGGUCGCAUACGUAUUUGCACCUGUGUUGGCCUUCUGCAACGCCUACGGGAUUGGCCUCACCGACUGGUCCCUCGCGUCCACCUACGGGAAGCUUGCCAUCUUAAUCUUCGGCGCUUGGGCUGGCGCGUCCAACGGCGGUGUCCUCGGCGGGCUCGCCGCCUGCGGCGUGAUGAUGAGCAUCGUGUCGACGGCCGCCGACCUGAUGCAGGACUUCAAGACCGGGUACCUGACGCUGGCGUCGCCCAGGUCGAUGUUCAUCAGCCAGGUGAUCGGCACGGCCAUGGGCCGCGUCAUCGCGCCCUGCGUCUUCUGGCUCUUCUACAAGGCCUUCACCGACAUCGGCAUCAGCGUCAGCGAGUACCCGGCGCCCUACGCCAUCGUGUACCGGAACAUGGCCAUCCUCGCCGUGGACGGCUUCUCGUCGCUCCCCAAGAACUGUCUCACCCUCUGCUACAUCUUCUUCGCGGCGGCCAUCGUCGUGAACCUGAUCAGGGACCUGGUGCCGAAGAAGGUCGCCAGGUUCAUCCCAUUCUACAUCGGGUCCUACUUCGCCAUCGACAUGUUCGUCGGCACCGUGAUCCUCUUCGCGUGGCAGAUGAUCAACAGGGCCAAAGCCGACGCGUUCGGGCCUGCGGUUGCGUCCGGGCUGAUCUGCGGCGACGGCAUCUGGACCCUGCCGCAGUCCAUUCUUGCGCUCGCCAAGGUGAAGCCGCCGAUCUGCAUGAAGUUCCUGUCCAGGUCGGUGAACUCCCAAGUGGACGGCUUCCUCGGAAAUUAA